GUGACACUUUUCAAAGUGACCGAAACAGGUUGACGUUAUAGAGCUAGAGUCGUUGUUUUAAAGGGUGCCUUUAGCCACUCGCCGCCCGGUCAUGUUAUUUGCUAUUGCUGUGGCAGACAGCCGUUGAUGCACUCGCAGCUGGCAAAUAUAACAUCUGGACAGACCCAGGCGAACCAGGAUGUCGGACAUCUAUUACUGCAGCAAUAGCCAGAUUAAAAAAUCUCGCGAUGUUGACAAAAGCACAAUCAUGGCCAAUAGCAACAACAGCAACAGUACAGCCGAUAACAAAAAGAGCAAUAACAGUUGCAGCAAUCGCAACAGCAACAGUAACAGCAGCUGCAAAGAGCACAAGCACAACAGUGGCGGCAACAGCAACAGCAACAAUAACAUUAACAGCAGUAUGCAAGCAAAUGGCAAAAACAAUUGGAAGGGUAUUGUACAAAGCAAUCCAAAUGGAGUGCGCGACUCAACGGGCAAUGGCAAUGGCAAUGCGGCGGUGGCAGCAUCGCCACCCAAAAUUUUUCACAACACACGCUGUACGCGGCAUCACAAACCACAUCACACACACAAUAACAAUAACAACAACAACAGCUCUGAGCUGACUAGCAACACACAACAACAGAUGCUACAGCAUCUGAGUAGCAAUGGAAAUGGAAAUGGCAGCAGUCAUAACCACAGCCACAACCACACACAUAGCCACACACACAUGCCGCAGAGUCAUCAUCAUGUCCAUCAUGGCAGCUCUGGAAACGUUGGUCUGCGACGCAAAUCCGAAUCGGUUCUAUCCACAGACUCGGACAUACGCUUUACACGUCGCAAGUUGGGCGAUAGUCAGAAAUGUGGCUGUGCUGUGAUUGCUGGUUUCCUCAUCGCUCUCCUUGUCGCCGGCGCCUUUGUCUAUGUGGGCUACACCUAUUUUCGUCCGGAGCCUUUGCCGGAUCGUGUGUUUCGUGGCAAGUUUCUUGUGCUGAACGACAAGUGGAGCAUGGAUUUGGCCAAUCAGAACUCGCUGCGUUUUCAGCACAAGGCGCGCGAUUAUAGGGAACGCAUUAAUCUCACCCUGCGUCGCUCCGAUCUGCGUGAUGCGUACGAAGGUAGCGAAAUAUUGGCGCUAGAUGGCAGCGACGAUACCAACGACAUUGUUGUCCACUUUAACAUGAUCUUUGACCCGUAUGCGGGCUUAGUCUCCACAGGUGAUUUGCUGGCGCUGUUUAAUGAGGAAAUGACGAAUCCGCAGCGCCGUUACUUCGCCAACAUGACAGUGGAUGCGCAAAGCUUAACGAUUAAAGAGACUACCGGCAUUAUUGAGGAGCCUGUGAUGUCCUCAUCGCCAUUGGGUGGUCACGACGAGACCACAGAGCUAAUAACCACCACACCACGACCGCCACGUCGCUGUGAGCCGCUCCAACUGAAUUAUUGCCGCAACGUCGGCUACAAUGUGACUACCUACCCCAAUUUACUAGGACAUGCCAGCUACGAGGAAGUGGCAGCCGAUGUCAUUGUAUUUCGUGAACUUGUCGAUGGCGAAUGCUUCCGGGAAGCAUACGAUUUCGUUUGCCGCUUGUUGCAACCGCCGUGUGAUUCACACGGCAGCGGCUUGGAGCCCACACCGGGCUCUAUCUGCCGCGAGUAUUGUGAGGCCUUCAUGCUUGGCUGUGGAGGCCGACUGCCGGCACGUUUCAAACAACAUUUCGACUGCGAACGCUUUCCAGAGUCGACGGGAACGCAAUCGUGCCAGCAGAAACCGCACUGCGUCAACGACAUGCAGACCAAUGUCCAGAGUCCACGUCUCUGCGAUGGGUAUGCGGACUGUCCGGAUCUCUCGGAUGAGCGCAGCUGCACCUUCUGUGCCUCUAACGCCAUCUACUGUGGACGUGGCCGGGCGUGUGUGCCGCGCAAGGCACGCUGCGAUGGCAAGGCCGAUUGCCCGGAUGGUUCCGAUGAGAAGGACUGCUUGUCUAUAGCGCCGCUGGCCGCGGAUUUGUUGCAACCGGAGCCGUUGGUACCCUAUUUGUCGCGCUUUUAUGCCGAAGGCUUUGCGGUCUUCUCCGAAAAGGGCGUUGUGGGCAAGCUGUGCGCCGAAGGACUCGAAGGCGAUUCCAAGCUAAUUGUCCGGCAAACUGUCUCCGAAUCACUCUGCAAGUCCUUGGGCUAUGAAUCUGUGGAAAUAUUCGAUGUCCAGAACGAUACCGAACACUUGGAGGAUUAUGUGCGCGUGUUGGAUCCACACGCGCCCGAAAUAUCCUUUAUCAGGACUCACUGUCCCAGGCGGCAGGUGUUGUAUGUGGGAUGUGGGGAGCUGCGAUGUGGCGUCCAAUCCGUGCUCUCUAACACUAAACAGCAUUUGUCGCUGCCAAAGAUGUCCUCGCCUGGAGACUGGCCAUGGCUGGUGGCGCUCUUCCGGGAGGACAUACAUGUGUGCGAUGGCACGCUGAUAUCGCGGGAUUGGGUGCUGACCACGGAGAGUUGUUUUCAAGGACAACCACGGGCCACUUGGAUGGCCAUAUUCGGAUCGGUGCGUCUUUCGGCGAAGGCGCCAUGGACCCAGCGUCGCCGCAUCAUUGGCAUGAUCAAGAGUCCUGUAGAGGGCUCUACGGCGGCGAUGGUGCGCCUGGAGACGCCCGUCAACUUCUCCGAUCAUGUGCGUCCCAUUUGUUUACCCGACGCACUUCACCGUCAGCAGCAACAAAUCCAGAGACGCGCCUAUGUGCCCGUUGCCGAGCGCCUCGAAGGCACCCAACGUCAGGCCAUACGAUCGGGCAACAAUCAGCAGCGACGCCUCGCACAGGAGACCCAACAGUUCUUCCUCUUUCCCUCCCAAGAAACGGAUGGCGACAGCAACAGUGCAGAACGCAGUGAUGCCCAAGAGGAGCCCGCCCCUAGCUAUGAUUAUUUAGUGCCAGAAGCCUCGCAUAUGCCGCGUGCCGAGGCACUCCAUCAAGCGGAAGUGGAGACGGAGUCCGUGGAGGCAGAUCUUUCCAAAUUAAGCUCUGUCUAUCCUUUGCCAGAACACGCUCCGCAGGUCAACUAUUUUGAUGCCUCCGCGGCGGCGGCGGGGGCAGCGGCCCGAGCUAACAAGGUAGUCAAAAGCACACAACCUCCCACUGCAGCGCCGGAACAGAUUUGGAUGAAUUGCAACACACUCGGCUGGUCCAGGCAGCGCGAUCAUCUGCAACGCGUCCAACUCAAAAUUGGAGACAUGGCGCCGUGCGAGAACGUCUCCAUAGCAACGGUCAACUCCAUGUGUAUGGAAGCCACCUACCAAAAAUAUGACUGCACGCAAGAGGAGUAUUCGGGGGCGCCUGUGCAAUGCCUCAUACCUGGAACGAAUCAGUGGGCACUCAUUGGUGUCUCAUCGUGGCGGAUUGCCUGUGGCCCGACGGGUGUAGAAAGGCCGCGAAUGUAUGAUAAGAUCGCCUCAAAUGCCGCCUGGAUACGGGAGACGGUGAAUGCGGUGUAGCUGCCGCGCCCUGCAUUUUGUAAAACAAGAGCGUAAUGAUUUCAAUAGGACGCUGGAGUAUAUAUUUAUUUGGAUUCUGGUGUGGCAAACACUGUGUAUUAUGAAUGUAAAAAGAAAGAACAACAAACAAGACACAACUUAAACAUAACUAACUGCAUACUACUCUAUUAAUUAUUAUUAUUUUUUUUAAAAACUGUUUUGUGUAAUAUUUAUUAACUAUUUUAGUUGUAUUCUAAACAAAAGUGAAAAGGACGAAAAGAGAAUUAAAUUUAGAUUAAUUUUAGUUGAUGUAACUGUGUAAUAAUUUUGUUUGUAAAAAGCGAAGCGAGCCCAUUGUUUUGUUGCAAAUUGUAUCGGUUGAAUAAAAUAAUGAAAACAUAUAUAAUUCGCUGCUUUCGUUUAGG
Scaptodrosophila lebanonensis is the source of this 3864-nucleotide messenger RNA. RefSeq lists its product as uncharacterized. Gene Ontology annotation, biological process: proteolysis. The record is from RefSeq and is a predicted model, not a curated record. Gene Ontology annotation, molecular function: protein binding; serine-type endopeptidase activity. Lineage: Eukaryota; Metazoa; Arthropoda; Insecta; Diptera; Drosophilidae. Bases 179 to 3460 code for a protein of 1093 amino acids. The transcript has 8 exons.